Racocetra persica is the source of this 195-nucleotide messenger RNA. The record is from the annotation of a GenBank genome assembly. NCBI's taxonomy places the organism in Eukaryota, Fungi, Glomeromycota, Glomeromycetes, Diversisporales, Gigasporaceae.
AUGUCCGAUCAUACCUCUCUUCCGUCAGCCGAAGAAGUUAAUGAAUGGAGCCCGCAUCAAGUUAUUGAAUUUCUUGAGUCCUAUAAUAAAGAAAAAAGUUAUUUCUUGGAGAUGGAGACAUUAAAGAUAACCAUUGAGAAUAGAGAACUUAAGAAUGAGAAUGUAGAUCUUAAAGCUGAAUUAGCCAAAUGCUGA